UCGAGAAGGCUACGGCUGUGACUGUACCGUUAGCUAACCUGUUGGUGCUCCCUACGCUAUCUUUCGCUCUCCACAGAAAGUUGUUAUGAAGUUAGUAACGAAUCGAUGCACGUGCCUGAGUGCGUAAGUAGCGCUAACUCUGUUUGCUAGAAUGUACUACAGAUGGACAAAAUGUCGGCAGUAGCACUAGUCAUGAAUUACCGCGUUAUGCGGCUGCCUUGCCGGUGGGCCGAGGCAUUCUCUGCACGAGCAAUGACAGAUAUGCGGACAUCGGCACUGUACAUUCGCGGCAAGGAAGCGCGAAACAGGCGAGCGCUUCUGCUACCGUACAUUGAAAUUGACAAAAUAAUUAACGAUCUCCCGGCGCUGCAGAAAACUCUGCAGUUGAGGAACAUCGACUUAGACGUAUCCACCUUGAGCACGAAACUGCCCUCAUACAGAAUUGUAAAGAAUGAAUUGAAAAGGGUGCAGGUGGAGAUCUUACAACUGACGCGAGCAUUGGCAGACAGCUGGAAAACAAGCACAGGCGAGCAGAGAAGUGAAUCGGAGCUUAAAGCACAGCUUCAGACCCACUACGUGACCGAGCGGGAAGUGAAGCAGUCUUUGUAUGCGAAAGAGGAAGAAAUCAUCCCCUUACUGCUGCGACUUCCCAACUUCGUCCAAGAGCCGAGCGAAGCAAUCAAGUCGCAGUGCGCCGAAUACUGCAGUCGGCCGUGUCCGCUUCACCCAACAUCGCAUGUGGACGUCGGCGGCGCAGACAUAAUCCUUCGGCACGAGCCUCGGCUGUGCUACCUCAAGGGCAAGCCGGCAUUGCUUCAUCUGCAGCUAUGCAGGUUUUUCAGUGAACGCUUACUGGCACUGGGCAGUACACCAAUGAGCGGACCGGACUGGGUUGUGGACACCGUGUUCGAGGGUUGUGGCGUCGACCCAAACAACCUCGACCACACCAUGGUCAUAGAGAACAAGGAACACAGUGGUGGCCACCACAUGCACCUGGUUGGAUCUUCCGCAUUGGAGUCGUUUGCGGGCUACCUGACCCGGCGCCAACCCAAGGACGUGCCUGUGAGUUUCCACACAGUCGGCCGCCGGUACAUAGCCAAGUGCGACGCACGCCUGCCUGGUCUCUUCUCGCUCACCCAAUCUACAAUGGUGACUGCGUUUUUGGCUUCCCGUCGUCACGACUUAAUGCCCGCAUUUGAAAAGUUGCUGCUGGCUGUCAAGCAGUGGUACCAAGAGCUGGAACUGCCCUUUCGCCUUGUUCUUGCAGAUCCGCCAGAGCUUAGCUUCAUAGAAAGCCUGCGCGUGUCUAUUGAGGUUUGGUCAUCUGCACAAAACAGGUAUGUUCCGAGUGGCUUCCUGAGCUUACACGACGAUUUUGUGAGCAGACGGCUGAUUAUGGUUUCUGGGACCAAGGCAUCUGAUGCAGAAUUUUUGCAGACUGCUUAUGCUUGCAUUACCAAUGUGCAUGCUUUGGUGGCAUGCAUUAUGGAAAACAGACAGAUGGGGGAACGAGAGUUCAGCUUCCCUGCAGCCCUCAGCUAAGCUUGUGAAAGCUCCUCUCGUGGCUGAAUUGGCGAGGUGGAACAUAUCUGUGUGGCCACAAUAAAGUAAAGGUUCUACAAACUUG
This is a messenger RNA of Rhipicephalus microplus (southern cattle tick), 1627 nucleotides long. RefSeq names its product Seryl-tRNA synthetase-like insect mitochondrial protein (gene Slimp). Gene Ontology annotation, molecular function: serine-tRNA ligase activity; ATP binding. The record is from RefSeq and is a predicted model, not a curated record. Lineage: Eukaryota; Metazoa; Arthropoda; Arachnida; Ixodida; Ixodidae. Gene Ontology annotation, biological process: seryl-tRNA aminoacylation.